GGUUAUCACUGAUACUAUGUGAUUAAUUCGGUCACCACCACGUUAUGUAGAGUACCUAGCCGGUAUUCGCGGCGGCCAUGUUUUUUACUAUGCUUAAUUUUAUUUUUCAAUAGUCAUGAUUGGUUUUUAUUUUUGGUACAUAGUCAGCUGCAAUAUACUCGUACAGUUUAGUGGUUUGAAUUUAAUCUACGUCUUGAUUCCGGGUUGUGGAACGGCCGCCAUUGCUGGUAAAGAAGAUGCCUACGAAUACCCCGAAGAGAAUACCGAUCUAGAGACUUUUUCACCCGAAGUGACCGAUCCUAUUGCGGAAGAUUUAUUCGACGAAGCGACCGAAGGAGUUGAAGAGGUCAGUGCUUUUGAUGAUAUCAGUCCAGUGUCUGCUGAAAGUGAAGAUACGAAUGGUGGUUCUGAUGUGGGGAAUUCGUUGAUAUCGGAGGUAACAACCCCAUUGACGUUUGUAUCAGAGCAGCCAGACAAUAGUUCAGUAGCGAUAACGGAGACUAGUGAUGUGGCAACCAGUUCCGAAACUUCCACUAACUGCUCUGAUGCAGCAACAAAGUCGAGUGAUAUCCCCACUUUUGCGGUAGAGACGGAGGCAACCCCACUACCAACGUUUGUAUCGGAACAAAGGAACAAUAGCUCGGAGGUAGCAACGAAGACUAGUGAUGAGAUAACAACCACUAACUGCUCUGAUGCGUCAACGAAGUUGAAUGAUAUCCCCACUGAAGCUAUAGAGACAGAAGCAACCACACUGCCAACGUUUGUAUCGGAACAAACGAACAAUAGUUUCGAUUUAGAAGUGAUAACAACCUCUGAAACAUCCACUAGCUGCUCUAAUGUGUCAACCAAGUUACCCGAUCUUCCCACUGAACCAAUAACUGAGGAGACGACUCCAUCACCACCACCAAUUUUAUCAAAACAGAUAAACGAAAAUAGUUCUGUGACAAACAACGAUCUUUGUACCGACUCGAUAACCAAUUCGAGUGAUUCUUAUACCAUCAACUCAACUACACAGCUAAUUGCUGCAAACGAUCAAAUUGAUAAUACUAAUUCAGAAUCUACGACUCCACAGACACAAGCGUUGGUUUCAGAACAAACGAGCCAAAUUACCGAACUGAUGAAAAACUCGAAUGAAUCUAUAAUCAACAACGCUACUGAAUUCGAACAAAUCGUUGAAACUUCUUCGAAACCGAUCAGCUCUCCAGAGGAUAUUGUUUCUUCAUCAAAAAAACUCAAUGAGACUCAAAAUGUCGUAGAAAUAUCAACCGAACCUGGGAUGCUCAAUUCCUCGACACCCAAAUUAUCAACGAAUAAUUCUUUGGAACGUUUAUACGAUGAACUAGGUGAGACUCGAAGUACAUUUUCACCUAUAUACGAAGAAGGAUAUCAUGAUCCUGAGAAAGCACCGACUAGAUAUGGCCAGGCAGAGGAAUAUAUUAUGACUACCAACUGGAAUUAUGUCUCAGAUUACACAAUCGGUGUGAGAGACUACAACUUGAUCUUAUACGCAGUCAACAAUUCGGCAGUAUUAGAAAAAGGCUCGUUGCUGAACUACGUCUACUUCGUAUUCAAAGAAAUCCUACACGUGAACAUAACAUUAAUCGAUAUCCGAUAUUGUAAAUAUCUUCGUAGUAAGAAUCCAGACGCUGCUAAAAAAGUACCUCCGGUUUUGGUAGCUUUCACCAAGAUGGACGUUAAGAAUGAAAUUCUGCACAAACGUAAACUAUUGAAACCGACCGGAAUCAAAGUCGAACACGAUAUGCCUAGAAAGCUACUAGACGAACAGAACGCUUUAUUGAAGCCUUUAAUGGAUAAGUAUCGAGCCAUGGGGCAAUACGUGGUGGUGAGAAGUGGUAAAUUACUCGUAGAGGGUAAAGUUUUGACUGAGAUCAGCUUACCUGAUAAGUAUACUUACGAUCCUUUGCAAACGUUCGUAUCUUAUGUGAGCACCAAGUCUGCGAAGACAACUACUCCUGGGAUGCAGUUACCGAGAGAGUUCGUGGAGUAUGGAUUCGGUGCUGAAAAGAAAUCGGGCAAGAAGAAGGGAGGAGGUAAAGCAGCCGGAGGUAAGAAGAAACGAAAGCCUAUGAUUAGAAUACCUUUAGAUGAGGAAAUUGGCGAAGAGUUAUCGGCUGAGGUAUUAUUUACCACAAGAAGAUUUUGGUAAUUGGGUUCGAGAUGUACGUGUACCUGGAUUUUUUCAAUUGUUUGGGUGUAAUUUGGCUUGAAAAUCGAUUUUUAUUACACGAAGAGUAGUUUAGCGAAAGGUAAUUUGCAAAUGAGCGAGACAGAAGUAACUUUCAUAUCGAGUUUUGUACUUUUCCAAAAUGUAAAAACAUCGUAGUGGGAUUUUUCGAUUAAUUUUUUUUCAAGUUGAGAAUUUCAAUAUCGCUAAGUGAAAAAAAGACGAUAAUAACUGAUAUAAGUCAAUAAAGAUUUACCAACGAA
Messenger RNA from Planococcus citri (citrus mealybug), 2448 nucleotides. Its product is annotated as mucin-2-like. The transcript has 2 exons. The coding region runs from base 116 to 2167 and encodes 683 amino acids. The record is from RefSeq and is a predicted model, not a curated record. NCBI's taxonomy places the organism in Eukaryota, Metazoa, Arthropoda, Insecta, Hemiptera, Pseudococcidae.